AUGUCGGGCCAGCCGGGGAGUGAGGCUUCUCCAAACCGGCGCCCUCCAUGGACCGGGAGAAAACCUGAAACCUUGCGAGGCCUUCUGCUUGAGGGGAGAUGGCACUGCGACUGUGACCCCCGCCGGAUAGCAAAGCAUUUCGAGACAAAAAACGGCGGCAAAUACCAUGGAAGAUGGUUCUAUACUUGUCCGAAGUCACGAGAUAUGGGAUGCGGAUUUUUUCUGUGGAGCGAUGAGGCAAAGGAACGAGAGCCAGCACAGAAUCCAACAGACGCUUUGAAGAAGAGCUCCGACGCGCAAGAGGCAGAGCCAGCCAAAGUCCGACCUGAUAGCAUAAAACCAAGCCCCGCAUUACAUACACCAAAGGCGAACCGUAUCCGCGAGUCCAUAUUACGUGGUGGGCUUCUAACGCCAGAGUCCCAGGUAAAGAGAAAAAGAGAUGCAGAUAUAACCGAUUAUUUGGAUAAAUAUCAAAGCCCUACCAAAAAAGGGCGGCUGGAUUUACCUACAUCACAGGCAGCGGAGCAGGACACCUCAUUCACCACCGUCCCGAAUAUUUCCUACCCUUCUUUGACUUCCAGGCUUGAGGCUUUAGAUUCCGAACCAAUACCACAACCCGUAUUCCUCACUCCUAGGAAAUCAACACCACCACCAAGAAGUGAAACCGCUCCUGGCCAGAAAACCUCUCUUGGACUCCCUACCACUCCGACUCCUUCUCGCUUUACGACAUCGCCCCUUUUCUACCAUUCGGCAGAGAAGGUUAAUAAAAGAUCACAGUACUGUGAGACAGCGGCUAAGGCUUUUGGAAUACUUGAGGCUCAUAAGAUCAAUGUUACGCCCAAGGCAAAGGAAGAAUUGGCGGAAUUUCUUGAUAGGAACGACCUAAAGACUCUAGGGAUCAUUAAGGGAAGGGAUAUCUCGAGGCUAGCAAUCAAGAGCCGAGAAAAUCGCAUAGAAGCGUUGGAAAGUCGGAUUUCGGUGUUAGAGGCAGAGAGGGAAUCUUGGAAAGCAUUGUCCUUCAAACCAGGCAAUAAACCCUCUCCUCAGAUUCGCAGCAGCAGUCAUGGUGGGCUUGGGGAGGGGUUGUAG
Nannizzia gypsea CBS 118893 is the source of this 1089-nucleotide messenger RNA. RefSeq lists its product as hypothetical. The transcript is spliced from 2 exons. The coding region runs from base 1 to 1089 and encodes 362 amino acids. The record is from RefSeq and is a predicted model, not a curated record. Gene Ontology annotation, molecular function: zinc ion binding. NCBI's taxonomy places the organism in Eukaryota, Fungi, Ascomycota, Eurotiomycetes, Onygenales, Arthrodermataceae.